Molecule: messenger RNA, 453 nt
Organism: Trichomonas vaginalis G3
Lineage: Eukaryota; Parabasalia; Trichomonadida; Trichomonadidae
Product: cyclin-dependent kinase inhibitor 2C-related family
Exons: 1
Coding region: 1-453 (150 amino acids)
Biological process (GO): regulation of gene expression
Cellular component (GO): nucleus
Molecular function (GO): protein binding
Source: RefSeq, a predicted model, not a curated record
AUGCUUUAUGUACCUUCCCUUUGCGAAUAUUUCCUAUCAAUUGGCGGAGAUAUCAAUGAUCAUGAUUAUGAUGGAAAAACCACUCUGCAUAGUGCAGCAAUGCGUAAUUAUAAAGAGGUAGCUGAGCUUCUUCUUUCUUAUGGUAUAAAUAUCAAUAAAAAAGAUAGAUUUGGAAAAACCGCUCUUCAUUAUGCAGCACAAAAUAAUAGUAAAGAAACAGCCGAACUACUUCUUUCACAUGGUAUAAAUAUCAAUGAAAAAGAUAAAAAUGGAAAAACAGCUCUUCAUAUUGCAUCAGCAUUUAAUAGCAAAGAAACAGCUGAAAUUCUUCUUUCACAUGGUAUAAAUGUCAAUGAAAAAGAUAAAAAUGGAAAAACAGCUCUUCAUAUUGCAUCAGCAUUUAAUAGCAAAGAAACAGCUGAAAUUCUUCUUUCACAUGAUGCAAAAAUAUAA